AUGGAUUUCUCCGCGGAUGAAAAUGAUGCUCUCCAACAGUACAUGCCCAGUCAGUUUGGGAAAAAAGAUGGCUCUGUAGACGUUGAAGCCCAGAUCGAACGCGCACGCCGGAAGGUUGUCGACGAGAGCAAACUAGCGAAGAAAGAUGACGGAUCAGACGAUGACAAAGACUCCGAUGACGAUAGCGAUAUGAGCGACGAAGAAGACGAGUUCCCAGUGUCGCACGAGUUGAUUAUCAAAACGCACGAUCGCGCAGUUACGACAAUUGCCCUUGAUCCCUCUGGCACGCGGUUGGUGACUGGCAGUAAUGACUGCAUGCUCAAGCUGCACGACCUGAGUGCGCUCACCCCGAGCACGAUUCGCGCGUUCAAAACCGUCGACCCAUUCACUACCAAGCCAUCACAGACAGCCGAGUCGCAUUCAAUACACCAGGUCCUAUUCGGUCCACAGUCUGGAGGACAGUUUCUUUGCAUAACCGCGACAUCACAACCGAGACUUUUCAGCCGGGAUGGAGAUCUCAUAUCGGAGUUCGUCAAAGGCGACAUGUAUCUGAGAGACAAGCACAAUACAAAGGGACACACGGCAGAGGUUACUAGUGGUGCAUGGCACCCGACGAAUCGCGAUCGUUUUGCUACAGCGGGUACGGACAGUACAGUGCGGAUAUGGGAUGUCAACAAGAGGAUGAAGCAGGAAGAGGUCAUUGUGUACAAAUCCAGAGCUGCUGGCAGCGCGGGUAUGACCAGAAUGACUGCCAUUGCCUGGGGCGCUGCAGCCGAAGGAGGAAGCAGUAUGCUGGUUUCGGCAGCCCUUGAUGGAAGUCUGGUCAUGUGGGGUGGCGAAGGACCAUAUCAUCGGCCUACAGCUGAAAUCAAGGAUGCGCAUACGAAAGACACUUGGACCAGCGGAAUUGAUAUCAGUGCAGACGGGAGGUUAGUGGUCACGAGAGGCGGCGACGACACGAUCAAGUUAUGGGACACGAGGAAGUUCAAGAUACCUCUGAACACGACAUCACACCCUUCUACCUCGUCACAAUUCCCCACAUCGAACAUUCAGUUCGCGCCGAAUAUGCAAAGCAUAAUUACAGGAUCUGGAACUGGCCAUCUACAUAUCCUCAACCCAGCGACGCUUCGUCCAGAGCUCGUCACGCCUGUAACACCAGGCUCUCCUUUAGUCACGGUCAAUUGGCACCCGAAGCUCAACCAAAUCCUCACAGGUUCAGCCAAUGGUCAAACGACCAUCCUCUUUAAUCCCAAGCUAUCCAACGCCGGUGCCCUUACCAUCCUCAGUAAAAAGCCCAAGAAGCGACACGUUGACGACGACCCGUCCCUCACGGUAGAUAUGGACCCCCUAGGUAUGGCAGGCGAGGCCCACGAUCCGUCCGGCAACGCGGCAUCCUUCUCAGCGCGCCAUCCUACCAUUGGCCUCACGGCAUCAGGCAAGAGCAGAGAUCCCAGAAGACCGCAUAUUCCUGCUACGACGCCUUUUGCCAAGUCUACACCUGAUCAGAAGUAUGUCAUGGAGCAGAUUGCGGGCAGUGAUAUGAGGGACGAAGACCCUAGAGAAGCGCUGCUCAAGUAUGCCCCAAAAGAAGGUGAAAAGGCCAUUUUCACGGGUGCAUGGGAGAAGACACAGCCAGUAGGCAUUUACAAAGAUUAUGAUAGCGAAGAAGAGAGAGAUAGCAAAAGGGUUAAGCGGUAA
Molecule: messenger RNA, 1698 nt
Organism: Bipolaris zeicola 26-R-13
Lineage: Eukaryota; Fungi; Ascomycota; Dothideomycetes; Pleosporales; Pleosporaceae
Exons: 1
Coding region: 1-1698 (565 amino acids)
Biological process (GO): regulation of DNA double-strand break processing
Cellular component (GO): nucleus; site of double-strand break
Molecular function (GO): protein binding
Source: RefSeq, a predicted model, not a curated record